Messenger RNA from Myotis daubentonii (Daubenton's bat), 1133 nucleotides. It is a transcript of the gene MS4A10, whose product is annotated as membrane spanning 4-domains A10. Gene Ontology annotation, biological process: cell surface receptor signaling pathway. Lineage: Eukaryota; Metazoa; Chordata; Mammalia; Chiroptera; Vespertilionidae. The record is from RefSeq and is a predicted model, not a curated record. Gene Ontology annotation, cellular component: plasma membrane.
GCAGAGUCUGCAAAAGGGGAGCAGGGAUCAGGAUCAAAUCAGAUCAUGAAUGUAAAAUGCUGCUCACAGGGCCAGCGGCAGGGAAGCCGGAUCCUCGCCGGAGUCAUGGCAGCAGAAGCCCCCCGAGCGGCCGCAGGUGUUCCCAGAUCUGGAGCUGAGGGUUUUGAGCCAUGGCAGGCCCUCGGCCCGGCCCAGCCUGGCCAGACAAGCCCACCCCCGAAGGCGACCCAGCCCGGCCACCUGCCCCCAGACUGGCGCCAGGAGAGGCCCCGGGAGAGGCGCACCCUUCUCCAGGCGCUGGGCGCCUCCCACGUUGCCAUCGCGGUGCUGCACGCGGUCCUCGGGGGUUACCUGGUCUUUGCAGUCAAGAACCUUCACCUGGUGGCGCUGAAGUCUUGGUACCCAUUCUGGGGGGCUGCCUCUUUCCUCAUUUCAGGGAUCUUGGCGAUAGCAGUGGCGGCGGUUUCAAAAACCUCUCUGAAGGCGCUGUGCCUGGUUGCGAACGUCCUCAGCUUCCUCUGCGUGCUGGCCGGCCUCUUUGUCCUUGCCAAGGACCUCUUCCUGGAGAGUCCAUUUGAGACCCCGAUCUGGAGACCGUACCCCAACAGCACAGUGCACAUCCAGAGGCUUCAGCUGAUCCUGCUCUGCCUCACCUGCCUGGAGUUCUUCCUGCUGGGGCCCACGACCGCCGUCGCCUGCCGGGACGACCCCCUGUCUGUGGAGAGGGACGACUUGCCCCGUGUGCCCGACGAGGCGUGGGCGCCCCAGGAGCCGCCCCCAUCCUAUGAGGACGUGACGGGAGGAGGCCGGCGGGAGGAGCCGAAGCAGAAGUGAAGAGGCCCUGGGCCUCUCCCAGCAGCAGCAGAUUCACCUGCCCCCCCCCCCAAGGCCCCCCUGCAAGGGGCCAACGGUGCUCCCAGUUUGGAGAACUGGGUGGCCUGUCCUGGUGGCCAAGGUGGUAGGUGGUCCCCAUCCCCUCGGGCACAGAAGGGCCUCCAGGCCCCCACCCCCUCCAGCACCUCAGCACCUGGUUGGCCAGGGCACGGCCAGGCCCUCCCACCCACCCCACCAGCUCAGGAGCAGCCCACGGGGCCCACACCACACCGCCCACCCUCCCUGACGCCUUCCCCCGU